Polypterus senegalus (gray bichir) is the source of this 899-nucleotide messenger RNA. It is a transcript of the gene ifitm5, whose product is annotated as interferon induced transmembrane protein 5. The transcript has 2 exons. The record is from RefSeq and is a predicted model, not a curated record. Lineage: Eukaryota; Metazoa; Chordata; Cladistia; Polypteriformes; Polypteridae. Gene Ontology annotation, cellular component: plasma membrane. The coding region runs from base 60 to 485 and encodes 141 amino acids.
UUGGCACUUUGCAUAAGGUAGCUUUGCGUCAAAGAGAGAACAGGACAACAGCUGUCAAGAUGGAUAAUGCCACGUACUCGUGCCCGUCCGAUUAUAUCCCCUUAAACGGAAACAAGCCACAAGAAAACCGGCCGGGUGCCACUGUGGUCAACAUGGGCCCCACCGCUCCCCCACCGAAGGAUUACCUGAUCUGGUCGAUUUGCAACACCCUCUAUGUGAACUUCUGCUGCUUGGGCUUUCUAGCACUCAUCUAUUCAGUGAAGGCCAGAGAUCAGAAGGUGCUUGGUGACUUAAAAGCUGCCCAUAACUAUUCAGACAAGGCCAAGUGGUACAACAUCUUAGCUUCAGGAUGGAACACGUUGAUACCACUGCUGAUCAUUGUGCUCAUUGUCACUGGAAUAGUCCAUCUCGCCAACGCCAAGGGGUCUUACGACUUCUUCGGAGAUGACGGCUAUGACAACUUUGGGAAACUUUUUGGGAAGUAACCCCCCUUCUUCUCCUUCUGCUUCAAGAAGAAUUCCUUCAGUCUUUGUAAUAUGCAGCUUCAUCAGAAAAUUGGAACUAAUCGAGGCACACCAACGGACCCCUUGAGGCCUUUUCACAGACAGGUCCAAAGUAAUGUAAAAGGACUAAUAAAUCACCUCCAGUGUGCCCAUUUCCUGCUGUUGAAGUCGCCAUCAAACAUCUUCAUUCCUUCAGUUUAGUGUGCUGUGCAGUGAUAGACCAGUUUGAUUUUAGUGGAUUACAUAUAUUUAAUAGAUAUGAUACCUCUGUUUGAACUAUGCAUAACUUUUUCAAUUUGUUUAUUAUUAUGUGUAUUUUGUUAAUGGUUAUUUUAUAUUAAUCAGUAUUUAUGCACUGUUCGUCUGUCACAUUAUUUGAAUAAAUAAUUGAACUAU